Carassius gibelio (silver crucian carp) is the source of this 5330-nucleotide messenger RNA. RefSeq names its product metal transporter CNNM1. Bases 31 to 2712 code for a protein of 893 amino acids. Gene Ontology annotation, biological process: magnesium ion homeostasis; transport. Gene Ontology annotation, molecular function: transmembrane transporter activity. The transcript has 10 exons. NCBI's taxonomy places the organism in Eukaryota, Metazoa, Chordata, Actinopteri, Cypriniformes, Cyprinidae. The record is from RefSeq and is a predicted model, not a curated record. Gene Ontology annotation, cellular component: plasma membrane.
UGUGUCAUUGCCACGUGAUCCAGCUCGCCAAUGUCCUUCUACAACCCACUCAGCAUCAUGGCUGCGGAUGCUGCGGAUGCUCUCCUCCCGCACCGCAUCCCCGGACCAUGCCUCCUGCCCCUGCUCCUCCUGAUCGCCUCCGCUCUCCCCACACCGAGCCACGGGCUGCUGGGCUUCCGACCGGAGGACACGGGAGGAGAUCUGUCCGUGCAGGACGGACUGUUGAAGGCCAUAGAAGGGACGCGGUUCAUGUUACGCGUGUACUAUGCAGCAUCACCGCAGAGGCUCAACCGGACCUUCAGCAGCGCCGGCAGCACUGCUGCGCCGUGGAUCGCUUUCAUAGAAGAACCGGAACCGGGGAGAGAGGGGCAGGUGCAUCCCAAACGCAACUUGUGCGUGGAGGAGAGCGCCAGGAGCUCGGAUAUAGAGCUCCUCGGAUCUUUCAAGUCAACCUCCAGCCAGAACUCCAUCCUGGUGGAGCUGCUCGCCAAAGAACUGCGGAGAGGAGAGAACAUCAAGUAUUACUCAAUGUGCGCCUUUGACGGGAUCAAAUGGGAGCACUACCGGACGCGCGACUUCUGGCUGGCGGUGGUAGAGCGGCCGCCGCAUGCGGACGGGUGGCUACAAGCGGGUCUUUCGGUGCUGCUUCUAGCGCUUUCCGCGCUUUUCAGCGGACUGGUAAUCAGCAUGCUCGCGCUGGACCCGGUGGAGCUCAAAGUGCUGCAGAACAGCGGCACGGACAAGGAGCAAAAGUACGCGCACAAGAUCGAGUCGGUGCGCAAACACGGCAACUACGUCCUGUGCACCUUGGUGCUGUGCAACGUGCUCACCAACACUUUCCUGGUGGUCUGGAUGUGCCAGAUCCUCGGAGUGACGCCCGUCUCUACUGCGGCGUGCACUUUUCUCAUCUUCUUCAUCGGAGAGAUCCUGCCGCACUCCGUUGCGUCCAGGCACGGGCUGGCUAUCGCAUCCAAGACCGUGUGGCUGACCAAGAUGCUGAUGCUGUUGACUUUCCCCAUCACAUAUCCCAUCAGCAAACUCCUAGACAAUAUGCUGCACCAGGAAAUCAGCAACUUCUACACCCGUGAAAAGUUGCUGGCUAUGCUGAGAGUUACCGACCCGUACCAUGACCUGGUGAAAGAAGAGUUGAACAUCAUCCAGGGAGCUCUGGAACUCAGGAGCAAAACGGUGGAAGAUGUGCUGACCCCUCUCAAUGACUGCUUCAUGCUGGCCUCGGAUGCCAUCCUGGACUUCUACACCAUGUCAGACGUGAUGCAGAGCGGAUACACUCGCAUUCCUGUGUUCGAGAACGAACGGUCUAAUAUUGUUGAUAUACUGUUCGUCAAAGAUCUGGCAUUUGUUGAUCCAGAUGACUGCACCCCGUUAAAAACCAUCACUCAAUUCUACAAGCACCCACUGCACUGUGUCUUUAACGACACCAAACUGGAUGCAGUGCUGGAGCAAUUCAAGAAAGGGAAAUCUCAUUUGGCUAUCGUACAGAGGGUCAAUAACGAAGGAGAAGGGGAUCCUUUCUAUGAAGUCAUGGGCAUCGUCACUCUAGAAGAUGUCAUCGAGGAAAUCAUCAAGUCUGAGAUUGUGGACGAAACGGACCUCUACACUGAUAACCGUACGAAGAGGAGAGUGUCCCACCACGAGAGGAAACAGCAAGAUUUCUCCAUAUUUAAACUGUCAGAGAGUGAAAUGAAGGUCAAAGUCUCACCACAGCUUCUGCUCGCAACACAUCGCUUUCUAGCAACAGAAGUAGAGCCUUUUAAGUCGACGCAUCUCUCAGAGAAGAUCCUCUUGCGGUUGAUAAAGCACCCAAGCGUGGUGCAGGAACUCAAGUUUGAUGAGAAAAACAAGCGAUCACCAAAGCACUACCUCUUCCAGCGUAACAAGCCUGUGGAUUAUUUCAUCCUCAUAUUGCAGGGUCGAGUGGAGGUAGAGAUCGGUAAGGAGGGACUAAAGUUUGAAAAUGGGCCAUUUACAUACUAUGGCUUACCUGCUAUCAUGACCAUCCUACCCACAGUCCACAGAUCACCGUCCCGGAGCAGCGGUCUCAAUCAUUCAGAUACUACAAUCCACGGAGGCAGUCUGGGUCAACUGAGCAUCAGCGGAGGACCGUAUUUACCAGACUAUUCAGUUCGCCAGCUCACAGACCUACAGAUCAUUAAGAUCACUCGUAACCAUUAUCAGAACGCUCUGACAGCUACACGCAUGGACAGCUCUCCGCAAACCCCCGACGCAGAGAGUCAUGCGCCCGGGGAGAGAAUGACAAUCCCUGAGACACGCUCCAACAGCAUCGCCCUUCCUCUGACAGAACCACGGCCCUGUCUGACCCGAUUCCACCAGCACAGCCACCUCUACAGACAGCCAGACAGCACCAGCACCCUUAAUGAGAGGAACCGCAUCGUCCGAAGUAAGUCCGAUGGACAGAAGAGCCCCAGUGACUCCGUGUUCCUGCGUAUGGAUAACACCCCAUAUAUAAGAGACACUCGUGUGGAGAGAAAAGAAGGAACUGAUGCGACGGCCGUUCCCAUGGAGACGGACCUGUCUACAUCCCAGCUCAUCAGCUCUCACUCUCUGGGUGCCUCGGAUGAGAACCUGGGGAAAAAACUGCUCCGGAAACUCAGCAACAAAAAAAGAAAGAAGUCUUGUGAUGGAGAUAAACCUUUGGAAGACAAUCCUGAACAAUCACAGGUGAAGACCUAGCAUUCAUUGUAAGGGUUUGCUUCUCCCACAAAUGUGAAAUCUUCUGCAGCCCUCCUCUGGAUCCUGAGUGAGAGAAAGCACAACCCAGUGUACAAUGACCACCACAACAGAUGUAGCAUCAGAAAACCUUGCCUUCAGGAAUAUAAUGUUACAACAAACCUGAAAUAUACAACAUCCAGCAAGACACAUGUUUUCUUUCAUUGACGACAUGCUACAUAACAGUUGAUAUACUACAGUUUUGAUGGCGGUUUAUGAUGAUGUCAUCUCCAGUCACUGUGGUAAUGACAUUGUGACCUCUGACCCCGGGCAAAGCCAGCAAGCACAAGCCUGGAGACCUGAAGCCAACCAUUUGAAUAAUGAGAGGGCAUAACCUUUAGUAUGUCUCAAAAUAUGGUCAUCUUUCAGUAGAAACAAGGUGUUUAUUGUGUGAUUUUCUAUCAUAUUUAGUGAGAGGUAUUUGUCAGGCUGUGCCUGGAAUUUAAUCAAGAUAUCAGAGGCAGAUUUGAGACAGAUCAGACCCAUUUAUUUCAUAUUCUGUUGAAUAGCUGAGAUGUUGACAGAGAAAAAAUACCUAUAUUAGGAAAAGUGCUGUCAGAGUCUUUUUUUUUCUUCUAUUUUCUGUGUUUAAAGUAUGGUUAUUUUAUGUUGAUUUCUUAUCAUUUUGCUUUAAGUUUUGCACUUCUGUUCGGCUGAGAGCACAGGGUACAAAGAGAUAUGGCUUUUUAUUUCUUUCUAGCUAUUUUUGGCCAUAUUCAGUAGUUUUUAAAAAAUAGUGUGAGAUGCCAGUGCUAAUGGUCUAAGCACAUAUAUUUGAAGAUAGAUUUAUUUGUUUAAAAAUAAUAACAUUUAUUAUAUCGGCAUGCUUUUCUCAAACAGCAGUGUUAUUAUUGUUAUUAUUAGAACAACAUUGUGUUUACUGUAUGAAAUAUAGAUAUUUAGGACAUGCGCAAGCCAUAACUUGAACAAACUUGAAGCAUUGAUACUAAAAUGUCACCUCAGAUAGAUAUAUAUAUAUAUGAAAAUAAUAAGCAAUAUCCAAAACAUGCAAGAAGCCUAUAGUAUUUAUUUAUUUUGAGCCCUUUUGAAAAUGAUAGAAUAUUUAUUAAUUUAUUGCAACGUGCUGAACAUCUCACCCACGUUUCCUUUCAUAAGCAUGCUGCUGUGUAAAUUUAAUCUUCAAGCUUCAUACCUCCUGUAAAUUAGAGCCUUUUUAAAUGGCAUUCAUACUACCAUUCAAAAGUCUGAGGCCAGUAAGAUUUUUUAAAGGAAUUAAUACUAAUUAGUUAAUAAGAAUAUGCUUUAAAUGGAUUUAAAAAAAGUUUCAGGAAAUAUAUUUUAUAAUGUCACAAAAAAAUAUAUUUGAAAUAAAUACUGCUUAUUUGAACAUCAAAUUUAAUAAUUAAAGAUUAAUAAUAAGAAGAAAUGUUUUUCGAGCACCAAAUCAGCAUAUUAGUAUGAUUUCUGAAGGAUUCUGUGACACUUAAAACUGGACAAAUGAUGCUGAAACUUAAGCUUUGCAUCAGAUAAAUUAAUUACAUUUUAAAGCAUAUUUAGAGAGAAAACAGGUAUUUUUAAUUUGUAAUAAUAUUUCACAAUAUUAGGUUUUUUACUGUAUUUUCAGUCAAAUAAAUGCAUACUUAGUGGGUAUAAAGGAUACCUUUUUCAUAAACAAAAAAUCUUACUGACCUCAAACUCUUAACCGGAAGAGUAUCAGAAAAAUAUCUGAGCUUCCAUCACUGGUUCACUGCCAUGACUUUCCCAGCAUGCCGUCUUCAUGACAAACUAACCAAUCAGCCCAUCCCUGCCAACAACAGGUCACAUGAUUACAUUAUGCCAGGGGAUUAUACAUAGGAUGUGUUUUGCAUGAAAGGCUGUUUUUUACUGAGUAUGUCGAGUUAAUACCUCUCUCCUGCAUGCACGCAGCAGACACUGGUGAAAUGUAGAGACUGUUGGGCCACAAGUGAGACUCUUUUUGCCUCUAUGCUAACAGUGUCCCUACCACACCACCAGGAAGUCGAACACAGAAAGCACAAAGACUCAGGCUGGAAACCACUGGAUGUCUGUUUCUUUCCCCUUGAUAUUUAUCCCUAUAUUGAAUAGCAAUAACCAAGCUAGUCCCUUUUAUAAAGUUGCUUUGCAUCUUGAUGAUCUGGAGUGAACUGAAUGUGCCUGAUUGCUUUCAGGUCACAAGGACACUUUGUGUUGUGUAAUACUGUGAGCUAAAGUCACUGUACAGAGAGCACAUGCUGACGGGAAAAGACAGAAAGAAGAGGGGGCAGCACUUUUAAUGUCACUGUGCUGCAUUGCAGGGUGGGCUGAGUGACGCAUGGUGACGUCUGGUUCAACCCCUCCAAACAAACACAUGCACUGAUUGACUCAGCUGCUUCCAGUGAAACGACACAUUCAAUGAUGUGUAUAUUUAAGCCUUAAUCUGUGGGUAUUUGCUAAAGACGUUUAGAAAAUCCUCUCCAGCUUUCACUCUCUGUACAGUGAGUUGGCCGAAGGAUAGAUAUAUGUUUCUACAGAGUUUACAAAGACUUCUAUUUGAAAACACCUGCUGAAUUGUGUAUGACUUUACAAAAAAAAAUAUGCUCUGAUUAUAUAAGGAUAUAUAUAUA